This is a messenger RNA of Arachis ipaensis, 1344 nucleotides long. NCBI's taxonomy places the organism in Eukaryota, Viridiplantae, Streptophyta, Magnoliopsida, Fabales, Fabaceae. The record is from RefSeq and is a predicted model, not a curated record.
CCUUGUGUGGGGGUGGGGGAGGGGUUUCGUUUCGCUAAAAUACCCAAACAAAAAUUAAUAGGCACCAUUAAGCUUCACCUUUUGCACGCGAAGCCCAGCAGAGCAACGACGCCAAUCGUCGACGUCCUCCCCAGCCAUCCGUCUCGGUGUCGUCGUCGGCAGCCUUCCCCCUUGCCUUGUGAGUUGCAGAUCGGCGCCGCUCCCCUCAAUCUCGAUGUGAUGCUUUGUGGUGGUUCAGAUGCUGCUAUUAUACCCAUUGGUUUGGGAGGUUUUGUGGCAUGCAAAGCCCUAUCACAGAGGAAUACAGACCCUACCAAAGCUUUACACCCUUGGGACAUUGAAAUACAACAAAAAUCCUGCUCAUUCUUGCUGCUACUCACCAUGUUUUUAACCGAGAUGGAUUUGUCAUGGGGAAGGAGCUGGAGUUUUACUUUUGGAAGACUUGGAGCAUGCAAAGUGCAUGCAGGCAGAGAUAAUUUGAUAGCUUUAGGGGUAGAUGUAUCUAGGAAAGCUCUUGAGAUGGCAAAUGUUGACCCUGAUGAUCUUGACCUUAUAUUGAUGUGCACGUCUACACUAGAGGAUCUAUUUGGUAGUGCUCCACAGAUACAAAAACAACUUGGCUGCAAAGCAAAUCCAUUGGCUUAUGACAUUACAGCUGCAUGUAGCGGAUUUGUGUUGGGCUUAAUAUCAACUGCUUGUCACAUUAGGGUGGUGGAUUUCGUAAUGUUCUUGUUAUUGGGGCUGAUGCUCUGUCAAGAUAUGUUGAUUGGAGCGAUAGAGGGAGUUGUAUUCUCUUUGGGGAUGCGGCUGGUGCUGUGCUAGUACAGCCCCAUCAACUGGACAUUAAAUUUGCUGCAGUGGUUCAGGCAUGCCAUGACAAGAUAUGAAGCUCAACUCCAAAAGUUCUGUAACUUAAUGGAUUUUGUUUUCGAUUCACCUACACCUGAAGCUCUGCAUGGGAGUGCUUCUACAGUUGACCGGUUGAAGUAUAAAUUGGAGAAUUCUAAGUUUUGGGCUCAGCUCCUGCGGCGUACACUCUCCUUGGGACAAAAAGGCAUAGUGGAUUUGAUGGAGUUGUUACUAUCUCCAAUCUCAAAAGUCCUGGACAUGGUGUGAGGUUGUCAUCUGCUUAAUUACUAUUUACAUUUUUUAACUCAGUUAAAUCUGUUCCCGAGAUUGAUGAUGUUUAACAUUUUAGUGAACUUAAUUGAUUAUUCUUAUUUGAGUGAGACAAGAUCCAGAAGGAUAUUUCUUCUACAUUAUUUAUAUUCAUUUCUAUGUGUGGCUUUGAAGUAUUGACAAGGUGACAGAGUUAAUGAAAAAUGGUCUAAACAAUUGUAAUUA